AUGAUCUUGCCCGAUGGUAAUCCACAAGCAAAUUGGGAUACUUUUUGUGGACAGGAAGUCAGUUACGAGAAAACGCAUUCCGUAUCCAAACCUGAGUUAGAACUGGAACCUCUGUUGAAACCAAACCCGCAUCGAUUUGUUCUAUUCCCCAUCCAAUACCACGAUGUUUGGCAGUUUUAUAAGAAAGCAGUCGCAUCGUUUUGGACCGUUGAAGAGGUUGAUCUCUCCAAGGAUUUUGGUCAUUGGGAUAGUCUCAAGGUCGGCGAGCGUCACUUCAUCUCAUAUGUGUUAGCAUUCUUUGCUGCAAGCGAUGGAAUAGUGCUAGAGAAUCUGGUCGAGCGUUUCAGUCAGGAAGUUCAAGUUCCGGAGGUUCGGUGUUUUUACGGGAUGCAGAUCGCGAUUGAGAACAUACAUUCAGAAAUGUAUUCACUUCUGAUUGACACGUAUAUCAAAGAUCCAACAGAACGCGAUUUCCUGUUCAACGCCAUCAGCAACCUAGAAUGUGUCGCGCAGAAGGCGCAAUGGGCGCUUAACUGGAUUGGCGAUACUCACUCUACGUUUGCGGAGCGUUUAGUUGCCUUUGCUGCAGUCGAGGGCAUUUUCUUCUCUGGCAGCUUCGCCGCAAUAUUUUGGCUGAAAAAACGCGGCUUGAUGCCUGGGUUAACCUUCAGUAAUGAACUGAUCAGUAGAGAUGAAGGUCUGCACUGCGACUUCGCCUGCAUGUUAUACAAAUACAUUGUUCAAAAGCCUGCAAAGGAUCGUGUGCUUGCCAUCAUUAAGGAGGCAGUAGAAAUCGAACAAAAUUUCCUGUCGGAUGCUUUGCCGGUGAGUUUGAUUGGUAUGAACUGCAAGUUGAUGUGUCGCUACAUUGAAUUCAUUGCGGACCGGCUUUUGGUUGAACUGGGACAUGAAAAGCAUUAUGGCUCUGACAACCCGUUCGACUUCAUGGAAAACAUCUCGCUCGAAGGCAAGACCAACUUCUUUGAAAAGCGGGUAGGCGAUUAUCAGCGCGCAGGAGUUAUGUCAAGGGCUCGCGGAGAAGAGACUCACAAGUUUACUACCGAUGCAGAUUUUUAA
Opisthorchis viverrini is the source of this 1077-nucleotide messenger RNA. RefSeq lists its product as hypothetical. The record is from RefSeq and is a predicted model, not a curated record. Gene Ontology annotation, molecular function: ribonucleoside-diphosphate reductase activity, thioredoxin disulfide as acceptor. Gene Ontology annotation, cellular component: cytosol. The transcript has 4 exons. Gene Ontology annotation, biological process: deoxyribonucleotide biosynthetic process. NCBI's taxonomy places the organism in Eukaryota, Metazoa, Platyhelminthes, Trematoda, Opisthorchiida, Opisthorchiidae. The coding region runs from base 1 to 1077 and encodes 358 amino acids.